Molecule: messenger RNA, 459 nt
Organism: Sungouiella intermedia
Lineage: Eukaryota; Fungi; Ascomycota; Pichiomycetes; Serinales; Metschnikowiaceae
Source: the annotation of a GenBank genome assembly
AUGUCUGCUGACCACACUAGGGACCCUUGUCCUAUUGUCAUCUUGAAUGAUUUCGGAGGAGCUUUCUCCAUGGGAGCCAUCGGUGGUUUCUUUUGGCACGGAAUCAAAGGCUUCCGUAACUCGCCUUAUGGAGAAAGACGAAUCGGAGCACUUGCCGCCAUUAAGGCCAGAGCGCCAGUGGUUGGAGGCAACUUCGGUGUUUGGGGAGGAUUAUUCUCCACAUUUGACUGUUCUGUGAAAGCUAUUAGAAAGAGAGAGGACGCCUGGAACGCUAUCAUUGCUGGAUUUUUCGUUGGUGGUGCUUUGGCUAUCAGAGGAGGUUGGAAACACACCCGUAACUCAGCCAUCUCAUGUGCCUGUUUCUUGGGAAUUAUCGAGGGUGUGGGAAUGAUGAUGCAGAGAAUGAUGGCUCAGCCUACUGUGGGACCAGUUUUUCCCGAAGAGCCCAUGAAGGCUUGA